AUGGAAACUACACACUCCAUGAAUGCUGUUUAUGAUGGCUAUUCCAUGAGCUCCUUAAGUGACGGCAUGUCUGAGUUGAAGGUCGACCAGUCAAAACACAAGAAACGACCAGUACACAUUCUUCAUCAACAACCUGCAUCUCAAACUACAGCACAGUUCCAUCAACCUGCAUCUUCACAGCCCUUCUUGCCACCACAAGUGCCUUUUAGUCAACAGCCUCAAUCCCCAAAUUUUGUACAAGGCUCCCCUCAAAUUGGUACUCCCCAAAUGGGUACGCCGCCACUUGGCGUAUCUCAAUUUGGUACCCCUCAAGGGCAAAUCCAAUCUCCAGGACAACUGCAUCAGACGUUUUCACCUCCAUCUAACCUUGAUCCAACAUCGGUGCCAGAUAUAAGAUAUGAGACUGACGUUAUGUUUGACUCCAAAUCUUUCUUGACUUUUGCAAAUGUGUGCCCUCCACUUGUUGGUACUCAAUAUACUGUGGUAGAUCAAGGUAAUGCGUCGCCCAGAUUUAUGAGAAUGAGUAUGUACAAUGUCCCGGCUACUGAAAAGUUGCGCAAGGAGACUGGAUUGUCACUUGGGCUUGUGCUGAAUCCAUUUGCACCGAUGCAAGAACAGGAAAAACCAAUUCCAGAAGUAGAUUACAGAGAGAUGGGUGGUCCUCCAAGAUGUCGCAGAUGCCGUGCUUAUGUGAAUUCAACGAUGCAACAUACCCACGAUUAUAGAAUGAUUUGUAAUAUUUGUGGGUUCUCGAGUCCUAUUCCAAGCGAAUAUUGCUCUCCUUUGGAUCCUAGCGGUGUCCGUAUCGAUAGGAAUCAACGUCCAGAGCUUCAUCUGGGAAUGAUAGAUUUUUUGGUUCCAGAGGCCUACAAUAUCGAUGAAUCAAUUCCUCCAAAUCCGCUGCACCAUGUUUUUCUUGUGGAUAUAAGUAACUCUAGUGUGAGAAGGGAACUCCACAAGGCUUUUGCCAAUGCCAUAUCCAUGUCAGUUUUGAAAGGCUAUCCUAAAGGUUCAAAGAUUUCAAUAAUUGCAUAUGAUAGGAAAAUUCAUUUUUUUAACCUUUCUCUUGAUUCAAACCAAGUUUCUAUUGCCACUGUAAGUGACUUAGAAGACCCCUUUCUACCAUUUUUUGAUGGCAUUUUUGUGGAUGUUAAAGCAGGAAGGAUACACAUUGACCGAGCUCUGCAGUCGUUAGAAAUGAUGGGCGAAUAUUCAGAACCAGAACCUGCAUAUGGUGCCGCAUUGAGGUAUGCCCUCCUAGCCUUGGAACAUGUUGGUGGAGGUAAGGUUACUGCUCUGCUAUCUGCAUUGCCCAGCUGGGGUCCAGGUUCUCUCAAGGGAAUAUCCCCAAGUCAAAGGCUCACUUCUGAAUUGGAGACCGAAGCUUUAACAGCAAAGAAUCAAUAUUAUCAGAAAUUGUCGAAGGACUAUAUCAGCGCAAGUGUUGGUUUAGACCUGUUUGUUGUUUCUUCUGGAUCCGUAGACCUUUCGGAUUGUUCACUGGUAGCAACUAGUACUGGAGGCAGCGUAAGAUCUUUCUUCAACUAUGAAGUUGCGAGAGAUCAGAAAUCCCUUUGUAUAUCAUUACUUGACAGUAUACAAGCUGUCAAAGGCUACCAAUCACAGCUGAAGAUUCGUUGUUCUGCUGGGUUGCAAGUGACGAAAUACUUAGGAAGUUUCAAGACUUCAAACUCGGACGCUGAUCCACUUAUACCAAUUGUUACCUCCAAUACUUCUGUGGGCUGCUUAUUCAAGCAUGAUGGAAAACUCUCUACUAAGAAUGAUGCCCAUUUUCAGGCUGCUUUAUUGUAUACCUCAGCUGAUGGUGUGAGAAAAGUAAGAGUGAUCAAUUCAAUCAUUUCAGUAACUGAGAGGAUAGCUGACGUAUUUGCUUUUGCAGAUCAAGAUGCCACUCUGGCCUUGGAAUUGAAAGAGCAUCUAGGUAGGAUCCCUGAAGUAUCACUAGUGGGACUUAGAAAUCGUCUCACAUUUGACUUAGUUGACAUUAAUACCGACUACAAGUUAAAAGUGGUAGGAAAGUCUUCAGCAGACCAACAGUUAAUCCUUCCUGUUGGUUUGCGAACACUUCCCAUGUUUACACUUGCUGCAACGAAGACUCGUGCAAUUCGCAGCGCGCCAUCUAAUAACACUGAUCUAAGAGUUCAAUCUAUCUUGGAUCUUAAGUCGUUCACUCUCGAGAAGCUCGCAGUGUAUUUAUACCCGAUCCUCAUAAACGUUCUUGAGAUAGAUGAGGACGCAUGCCAGUAUACUUCCACGGGACAUUUCCAACUACCUCCGGGGACAAGACUUUCACGUCAAAACUUAAUGCACGGAGGUGCAUACAUAUUGUUCAACGGGCUCAAAGUAUUUUUCUGGAUCCAUUCGGACGUGAAUGUAUUGUUGCUUCAAGAUGUAUUUGGACAGAAUGUUUCUUCUUUGGACAGCAUUGAUCCAAAUUUAAACGAGCUACCUGAACUGGAUACAGGAAUCUCUCUCCAGCUCAGAAACCUGGUUUCAUUUUUGCUAAGAGCUAUCUCAACUCUUCUUUUGUACCAAUACAAAUUUGUCGGUUCCGACGAGAUGGUGCGGAAGUUGAAUUCAUGGAAAACUUGUACGAAGAUAGUACGCCUGACAAGCUCCAAAGCUACCAUGACUUCCUUAACCAUAUUCAUUCACUGA
Messenger RNA from Komagataella phaffii GS115, 2679 nucleotides. RefSeq names its product Member of the Sec24p family. Gene Ontology annotation, molecular function: SNARE binding; zinc ion binding. The record is from RefSeq and is a predicted model, not a curated record. The coding region runs from base 1 to 2679 and encodes 892 amino acids. The transcript has a single exon. Gene Ontology annotation, cellular component: endoplasmic reticulum exit site; COPII vesicle coat. NCBI's taxonomy places the organism in Eukaryota, Fungi, Ascomycota, Pichiomycetes, Pichiales, Pichiaceae. Gene Ontology annotation, biological process: intracellular protein transport; endoplasmic reticulum to Golgi vesicle-mediated transport; COPII-coated vesicle cargo loading.